AUGCGCACGCUACUUUGGCUUGUCUCUUUUGGCUUCGCUGCCGCUGAGAACGGGAUCGACGGCUGGUUGCGGUAUGCUGCGCUGCCAACCGAAGUCCGCGGUGACAAUGCCGCACCAAAUUCUAUCGUCGCCCUGAACAACACCAAGACCAGUCCCGUGUACGUGGCUGGACAGGAAUUGCAAAAGGGCAUACUUGGAAUUCUAGGUCAGAGCGUCAAUAUAUCCUCGGGAGCAGUUGGGAACAAGUCGACGAUCACCGUCGGAACCGUUGAGUCAUUCGCCUCGACCGGCAAUAACAUCCCUGAGCUCGAAAACGAUGGGUUCUGGCUCGACACCAAAGACGGCAGCGUCCAGAUAGUCGGACAAAACGAACGAGGCGCCCUGUACGGUGCAUUUGAGUACCUGUCGAUGCUCGCGCAGGGAAAUUUCUCGGAAGUGGCAUAUGCCAGUAAUCCGAGCGCGCCCAUCCGCUGGGUCAACGAAUGGGACGACUUGAAUGGCCAUAUCGAACGAGGCUAUGGAGGCCCAUCCAUAUUCUUCACGCCCUCCUGGGCCAUUGCCGAUGAUCUUAGCCGCGUGUCUCAGUAUGCUCGACUGCUUGCAUCGAUCCGCGUGAACGGGAUCAUUGUCAACAACGUCAACGCCAAUGCGACCCUUUUGAACGCAGCAAAUCUCGCGGGCCUCAGCCGUAUCGCGGACGCAAUGAGACCAUACGGCGUCCGAAUUGGCAUCUCGCUCAACUUCGACUCCCCAAAGACACUUGGCGGCUUAAAUACUUCAGACCCGCUGAAUCCUACGGUGAUACAAUGGUGGGAUGAAAAAGUAGGUCAACUACACGAGCAGGUGCCGGACUUGGCCGGGUUCCUCGUAAAGGCCAAUUCGGAGGACCAACCUGGCCCGCUGACGUACAACCGCACACUUGCGGACGGUGCAAACCUCUUCGCCAAGGCUUUGAAGCCUCACGGCGAUGGCGUCGUAAUGUUCAGGGCCUUCGUGUACGACCAUCAUAUCAACGAGUCGAACUGGAAGAACGAUCGGGCCAAUGCUGCAUUGGACUUCUUCAAGGACCUGGACGGCCAGUUCGAUGAUAACGUUGUCAUUCAGAUCAAGUACGGCCCAAUCGACUUCCAGGUCCGCGAGCCGCCGUCGCCAUUGCUCGCAAAUCUGCCUAACACCGCCAUGGCCAUUGAGCUUCAAGUCACCCAAGAAUAUCUGGGCGAGCAGGACCACCUUGUGUACCUCCCUCCGCUCUGGAAGACUAUCCUCGAUUACGACCUCAGAGUUGAUGGCGAGCCAUCGGUCAUUCGCGACAUUCUUUCUGGGCAGCGCUUCGACAAGUCUCUGAGCGGUUAUGCGGCUGUCGUCAAUGUCGGGACGAAUACGACAUGGCUGGGAAGUCAUUUGGCAAUGUCAAAUCUGUAUGCCUAUGGUCGCUUGGCAUGGAAUCCUCGAGAUGACGAGGUGGCUGUGCUGGAGGACUGGACGCGGCUCACUUUUGGACUUGAUGACACCGUCAUUGACACCAUCACCAAGAUGUCCCUAGAGUCAUGGCCAGCCUAUGAGAACUACACAGGCAAUCUAGGGAUCCAGACGCUGACGGACAUCACUGGCCCGCACUACGGUCCAAACCCAGCCUCGCAGGAUGACAACGGCUGGGGCCAGUGGACACGCGCGGACGCGGACUCGAUCGGCAUGGACCGAACAGUCAAGAACGGCACCGGCUUCUCCGGCCAGUACCCGCCGGAAAUCGCAGCGAUGUACGAAGAGAUUGAGACUACCCCCGAUGACUUACUGCUGUGGUUCCACCACGUCCCAUACACCCAGAAGUUGAAAUCGGGAAAGACCGUCAUCCAGCACUUCUACGACGCGCACUACGCGGGCGCCGAGACGGCCCAGACGUUCCCGAAGCAGUGGGCGGCGCUGGAGGGCCUGAUCGACGACGAGCGCUUCAGCGACGUCGCCUUCAAGCUCGAGUACCAGGCCGGCCACUCCAUCGUCUGGCGCGACGCCAUCAGCGAGUUCUACCUCAACAAGUCCGGCAUCGCCGACGAGGCGGGGCGCGUCGGCAGCCACCCGUGGCGCAUCGAGGCGGAGGACAUGCAGCUCGACGGGUACAAGCCCAUCUCCAUCGUCCCGUUCGAGGCCGCGUCGGGCUACACGGCCGUCAUGACGACGAGCAACACCACGGCCGGCACGGCGUCCGCCACGGUCGACUACCCCUCCGGCGCGUAUGACAUCGCGGUCAACUACUACGACGGCGUCGGCGGCCGGUCGACGUACGAGAUCUUCCUGAACGACGAGUCGCUGGGCCGGUGGGCGGGCGACCUGGAGUGGAAGCUGGGCCACCAGCAGUGGCCGGCGUUUGCGCCCGACGGCCACUCGGCGGCGCGUGUCACGUUCCGGGACGUUCAGGUCGAGAAGGGCGACGUGCUCAGGAUCGUUGGCCAGCCGGAUGGCACGGAACCUGCGCCGCUCGACUAUGUGGCGUUGUUGUCAGCGGGCGUCAUUGAUUAG
Molecule: messenger RNA, 2514 nt
Organism: Diaporthe citri
Lineage: Eukaryota; Fungi; Ascomycota; Sordariomycetes; Diaporthales; Diaporthaceae
Exons: 1
Coding region: 1-2514 (837 amino acids)
Biological process (GO): xylan catabolic process
Cellular component (GO): extracellular region
Molecular function (GO): alpha-glucuronidase activity
Source: RefSeq, a predicted model, not a curated record